Fusarium falciforme is the source of this 2088-nucleotide messenger RNA. Its product is annotated as Glucan 1,3-beta-glucosidase. Lineage: Eukaryota; Fungi; Ascomycota; Sordariomycetes; Hypocreales; Nectriaceae. The transcript is spliced from 3 exons. The record is from RefSeq and is a predicted model, not a curated record. The coding region runs from base 1 to 2088 and encodes 695 amino acids.
AUGUUUAUAGUCCGAGGUCCAAUAGCGGGUACUAUUCUAAUCGAGUGGAACGUCCACGAGUCAUUCCAAGGCUCUGCUGGUCUAUGGGAUUCUCACUUCAGAGUUGGGGGUGCUGAGGGCAGCCAGCUUCAGGCUGCCGACUGCCCCAAGCUUCCAGACGAGACCAGCCCUGCUUGCAUUGCGGCAUCCCUUAUGCUUCACAUCACACCCAAGGCUUCGGCGUACCUUAAGAACAUCUGGGUGUGGGCAGCGGACAAUGAUAUCGACGACAAGAAGCAGGCCAGUAUCAACAUAUACGCAGCACGGGGUAUUCUCAUUGAGAGCACAGGCCCUACCUGGCUGUGGGGGACUUCGGUUCAGCACUGCGCUAUCUACCGGUACCAGCUUUCAGGUGCUGAGAACGUCUUUCUGGGUCUUAUCCAGACCGAAUCUCCCUACUACCAGCCUCAUCCUGCUAGCCCAGGGCCGUUUAGUGAGCAGCUGGGCGCCUUUGCCGAUGAUCCGAUAUUUGGCGACUGCCGACAAGAUUCCCGCUCUUGCCGGCUUUCGUGGGCGGCCCGCGUGAUAGAUUCCAAGACCAUCUACAUUCUGGGUACCGGCAUGUACUCCUGGUUCCAGGAGUAUGACGGCAAGUGCAUCGACAAUGGCAAAGGCGACUGCCAGGACAAGGUCUUUUACACGGAACAGACGUCGGACAUCUGGAUCUACAGCCUCGUCACCGCCGGUGCGGUUGAGAUGAUCAGUCCUUUCAACGGUCAGCCGGUCAACGCGACAGACAACCGCAACGGCUUCGCAUCCUCUCUACUCGCCUGGCGAGGGGGCAUCAACGGCACAACGGGCUGGCGAGACUUUGACGGCUACACUCUGUACAAUCCCGAUGCGGCUGGCAUCGAGAACUUUACAAGGGCUUGCCAGAAGGCGCUGACGGCCAAGAUCAAGUGCCAUCCGCUAACCCGGGACUUUACCGACGCCCGAGUCCACGGUCCGUUAGGCGGAGCACCUUCCCGGAUGACCUGGGCUUGUGCAGACGGAUGCAAGAAGUCGAUUGAGUAUUGGGUCGAGUCAGUCGAGAAGCUUUGCAAGGGCCAGACUUGGUCCAACGGCACGGUGGCCGAGUACCAGGGAGGUUACAUUCAGUAUGGGCUGAUGGAGCAGUGUCAGAAGGACGACCAGUCGGGCAGAUGGUGCAGCGAUGUCAUGGCUGAGUUCAAGGAUUUCGGAACUUCUGUCAGUUGGGAUGAUAUGCACAAAGAGGAGCUAUGCUCGGACUGCUACGUCGGACGGCUGCGGAUGAUGCAGGCCAGUCCCUACUCAGUCUACGGAUUGGUUUCCGAGUAUCAAGACGCCCUGCAACACGUAACGGCGCGAUGCGGUCUCAAGGGCCAGGAUCUCAAGCCUCAGCCGUCGGUAUUCCCCACCAAACCCAAGGCCGAGACGUGGUGCCUCUCUGAGAAGACAUAUGACACCCGCAAGGGAGACACCUGUGAUUCGGUUGCACAGAACUUCAGGAUCUCUUCGGCAUCUAUUGUUAUCGGUAACUCGAACAUAGGUAGGUGCUCUAAUCUUGACGCCGGUACCAAGCACUGCCUAUCGCUGGAGUGCAAGACGUAUACUCGUCAGAAGGAUGAGAGCUGCGUCGACAUCUACAUCAAGACAGGCGUCAGCCUCUCCUCCAUCAAGCAGUACAAUCCCUGGCUCACGAGGGGCUGCAGCAACAUUGAGUCGGCGAGCAAGAAAUACGGCAACAUUCUUUGUAUUUCCCCCGUCGGCGGCGAGUUUGAGAGCAAUGUGAACAAGCCGAGGGGAGCCGGCGGCUUCGGCUCUACCUCCCAGUACACGGACAAGGCGACCGCUCCUCCAGGAAAUUCGAAUCUGGCCGAGGGCACCACGGACAAGUGCGGUCGUUGGCACGUUGUUAAGCAGGGAGAAAGCUGUGCGAGCGUCACGCAAAGCUUCAUCACAGCCUCGGUCUUCCGGAUGGUUAACCCUUCUCUCCUAGGCAGAGAUUGUAGUGAGAAGCUGAUACCUGGCCGAGCGUACUGCACAGGGCCAGUCCGUGGCUGGGCUAAGACUGGGAAGAAGAACUAA